Messenger RNA from Amorphotheca resinae ATCC 22711, 216 nucleotides. RefSeq lists its product as hypothetical. Lineage: Eukaryota; Fungi; Ascomycota; Leotiomycetes; Helotiales; Amorphothecaceae. The record is from RefSeq and is a predicted model, not a curated record. The coding region runs from base 1 to 216 and encodes 71 amino acids. The transcript is spliced from 3 exons.
AUGGAAACCGUCAAGAACGCCGCAAACUACGUUGCCGAGUCCGUCCAGGGUGCCGGUGCUACCGCAUCCAAGGAGGCCAACAAGAACGUCGCCAAGGACUCUGACGCAAGCCUCAGCUCCCGUGCCACUGCCGCCAAGGAUGCUGUUAUCGACAAGAAGGAUGAGAAGAGCCACGACAUCAAGGGCGAUACCUACAAGGAGGCUUCUAAGCACUAG